CGAGGUGAAUUCUGACUGCUUGUUUCUAGUGUUGGCGAGGGCCGAAGGAGCAGGCGGUGACUCACGAAUUUGCAAUUAGUUGAAUCAGUGACCUGUUCUCAGUUUUCUUCAGGCCCUCAGAUAUGGUGGUGUGUAAAUAUUUCACCCAAGGUUAUUGUCGUUAUGGAGAUAAAUGCCGAUUUGAUCAUCCAUUUAAAGGACCAGCCCAAGGGGCAUUCAGAGGCCAGCAGACCAGUUCCCAGCCAGCAGGUGUGGCUGUCACACCCACUACCUUUGUUGAGCUUCUGUCUCCUGGACCUCUCGCCCGAGGAGGUGCGCGCCGAGGCGUACAAAAGCAAAGUGGCCAACACACCGGACGUUUACCUGCAGUACUUCAACACUCAGAUAGCUGACUAUCGACAGAAGCGAGAGACGCUGAAGAAUCCGUCUCCCGAAAUCCGCAGUUACCUGCAGCAGAUGUUCAACGCAUCCGCGGCGGGCCCGGGCGGCGGCGGCGGCACUGCUGGCACCAUGUUCGCCGCGUCCUCCUCCAAGCCGUCUGUAUUCGGCGGCGGCUCCGGCCAGGCGUCCUUGUUCGGCGGCGGCUCCGCGUCGGGCGCAGUGUUCGGCGGCGGCGCCUCCACCGGCUCUGACCUGUUCGGGAAGUUUGGCGGCGCCCCGGCCGGCCAGUCCGUCUUCGGCGGCGGCGGGCAGCAGGCUUCGGCCGGCUUGUUCGGCGGACAGGCUCAGCCCACCUCCCCGUUCGGAGGUCAGCCGCAGGCCACGUCGUCGGUGUUUGGCGCCCAGCCGCAGGCCGCCUCCUCUGUGUUCGGUGGACAGCCGCAGGCGUCGUCUUCUGUGUUCGGUGCACAGUCUCAGGGUGCGCCUUCGGUGUUCGGCGCCCAACCUCAGGCUACAUCCUCCGUGUUCGGCGCUCAACCGCAGGCUGCACCAUCUGUGUUCGGCGCACAACCGGCCGCGUCGCCUUCUGUGUUCGGUGGGCAGCCUCAGGCCACCUCCUCCGUGUUCGGUGGACAGCCCCAGGCCACCUCCUCCGUGUUCGGUGGACAGGCUCAGCCCGCCUCGUCCGUGUUCGGUGGACAGCCUCAGGCCACCUCGUCCGUGUUCGGUGGACAGCCUCCGGCCACCUCGUCCGUGUUCGGUGGACAGCCUCAGGCCACCUCUUCGGUGUUCGGUGGACAGCCUCCGGCCACCUCCGUGUUCGGUGGACAGCCACAGCCCGCCUCGUCCGUUUUCGGUGGACAAGCCGCGCCUUCCACGCUCGGGGCCGCCGCUCAGUCCGCCACGGGCGGCGGGCCGUCCGUGUUUGGCUCGGCCCCCGCCGCGCCGGUGUUCGGCUCGGGCGCGUCCCAGCCCCAAACCCCUGCGAUGCCGGGCGUCCCGGCCGGCGGCGGCGGCGGCGGCCAGGCCGAGGUCGAGCCGCAGGCCUACUCGGAGCCGGCCGAGUUGAGCGAGGCGGAACGGCUCGAGUUCGAGGCGGCCGAGUUCACGCUUGGCCGGGUGCCGAUCAGGCCGCCGACUCGCGACGUGUGCGCCCGCUGA
This is a messenger RNA of Pollicipes pollicipes, 1542 nucleotides long. RefSeq names its product nuclear pore complex protein Nup98-Nup96. The record is from RefSeq and is a predicted model, not a curated record. Lineage: Eukaryota; Metazoa; Arthropoda; Thecostraca; Pollicipedomorpha; Pollicipedidae. Bases 163 to 1542 code for a protein of 459 amino acids. The transcript has 6 exons.